Pogona vitticeps (central bearded dragon) is the source of this 1367-nucleotide messenger RNA. It is a transcript of the gene GNMT, whose product is annotated as glycine N-methyltransferase. Gene Ontology annotation, biological process: protein homotetramerization; S-adenosylmethionine metabolic process; regulation of gluconeogenesis. NCBI's taxonomy places the organism in Eukaryota, Metazoa, Chordata, Lepidosauria, Squamata, Agamidae. Gene Ontology annotation, cellular component: cytosol. The record is from RefSeq and is a predicted model, not a curated record. Gene Ontology annotation, molecular function: S-adenosyl-L-methionine binding; identical protein binding; glycine N-methyltransferase activity.
CUGCCUGCCUGCCAGGCUGUUGUUCAGAACCGCCGGCAGCAGCCGAGGCGCGCGGUGGUGGUCGCUGCCUUCUCCUCCUCCUCCUCUCCCGCCAUGGUGGACAGUAUCUACCGGACCCGCUCGCUGGGCGUGGCGGCCGAGGGGCUGCCGGACCAGUACGCCGACGGCCGGGCGGCUCGCGUCUGGCAGCUCUACAUCGGCGACACGCGGAGCCGCACGGCCGAGUACAAGAACUGGCUGGUGUCGCUGCUGCGGGGCCAGCGCUGCAAGACGGUGCUCGACGUGGCCUGCGGCACCGGUGUGGAUUCCAUCAUGCUGGUUGAGGAAGGAUUUAAAGUCACCAGCGUGGACGCCAGUGACAAGAUGCUCAAGUAUGCUUUGAAGGAACGAUGGAACCGCCGAAAAGAAGCACCUUUUGAUGACUGGGUCAUUGAGGAGGCAAACUGGCUCACUCUGCCACAAGACCUGCAGAAGCCGGGUGAGGGCUUUGAUGCUGUCAUCUGCUUGGGAAACUCUUUUGCACAUCUCCCAGAUUUUAAAGGUGACCAGGCUGUUCACAAACAGGCCCUUAAGAACAUAGCCAGCAUGGUACGUCCAGGUGGCAUUUUUGUCAUUGACCACCGUAACUAUGACUACAUUUUGGAAACGGGCUGUGCUCCUCCUGGGAAGAACAUCUACUACAAGAGUGACUUAACCAAGGACAUCACUACAUCAGUACUCCUUGUGAACAACAAACCAAAUAUGGUGACAUUGGACUACACACUGCAGGUCCCACCUGAAGGAAAUGAUGGAAGUCCAGAACUAAGUCAAUUCCGCCUCUCUUACUAUCCUCACCUCCUGGAGCCUUUCACAGAACUGCUGAAAAAAUCUAUACAAGGCCCAUGCGAACACACCGUCCUAGGUGACUUCAAGCCUUACAAACCAGGCCAGCAAUACAUCCCCUGUUAUUUCAUCCAUGUGGUGAAGAAAACCGGCUGAGAAUCAUGCUGUAAGGCUACUCCAGCAGGCCUACAGUUUCUCUUCUGCUGCUGGAAUGCCAGUGAGGCGGAAACCGUGAAUGUGCAUAGGAGCUGUGUAAACCAAAAAAAAAAAAAAAAAAAAAGGAGAACUGGAAAGCGUUCCUUCCCUCAUCAUCCUCUUUCUCCCAAAGGGUCCAAUCUAGAUGUAAUCUGCUUCAGGGAUUGGAGGACCUUUUGCUCAAAUCACUGACCUGAGGGAAGGUGAUAGGGAUGGUUUGCUCUGCAUCUGAAUUGCAUGCAAAGUUGCAUUGCUUGUAUACUUUGCUGUUUCUUGGUCCUUUUCUUCUGUCUCUAUUGCUGAAAUCGCUUGGAGAAUUUGCCUCAAUAUACAAGAGAAUUUACUCAUGA